AUGAGACUUUCUCAAGCAUCCAAGACGUAUCUUGACCUUCCAACAUUCGCGGAGCCAGGCGAGUACAGCAUCGUGAUCUGCGCGGAUGACGACGAAUAUGCCGGGAGGUCCAAGGUCCUGCAGAAGUUCGUGUCCAACGAUGAUCCCGGUAACGCGGCAGACAAUGAUGGGCGCUGCCGCAAGCUGAUGGACAUCUCGGGCGCGGCCACGGCCAUCGAGCUCUUGGAGCUCGGCCCGGAGACGGACACAGCGAUGCUCAGGUACCAGGUCGAGUACGCCGACGCCUUUGCGUUUGUGUUCAGUCUCUACUCACCCAAGACGCUUGAGACCGCCCAGAAGCUGCGCGACAAGGUCGCGGGUGCGGCUAGGAAUCACCACAACAUCAUCACCAUGUCUGACUAUGAGAGGCCCGGGAUGACGGUGCCCGUGUUCCUCAUAGGGAACAGGGACGAAGACCUGGCUCCUCCGCAGGAGCUUGAGGAGGGCGACUUCUCACCGACGGCGUUCAACGAGAACGCCGAGGCAGAGCUGAGAGCAGUGAGGGAGAAAGGGCGGGCCGUGGCUCAGGAGUGGAAGUGUGCCUAUUUCGAGGUCGACACGUCCAAGAGCGGGGAGCACGGCGUCGACGAGGCGAUCACUGGCAUUGGGCACAUCAUCAAGGCGGCAGAGAGACCAUCCACCUCGUCCACAGCAUCCUUCCGGACGCCCAUGAAACCGCCCAAACAGUACAGGAUACGGCGCUUCCUAGGGCGGAUGAGCAGGAUGACGAGCUUCAGUAAUUGA
This is a messenger RNA of Diaporthe citri, 783 nucleotides long. RefSeq lists its product as uncharacterized. The record is from RefSeq and is a predicted model, not a curated record. Lineage: Eukaryota; Fungi; Ascomycota; Sordariomycetes; Diaporthales; Diaporthaceae. Gene Ontology annotation, molecular function: GTP binding; GTPase activity. Bases 1 to 783 code for a protein of 260 amino acids. The transcript has 4 exons.